This is a messenger RNA of Chironomus riparius, 1752 nucleotides long. Lineage: Eukaryota; Metazoa; Arthropoda; Insecta; Diptera; Chironomidae. The record is from the annotation of a GenBank genome assembly.
AUGACUUUCGGUGCACUUGAUUACGUUGUCGUUGCUGCUGUACUGCUUGUUUCUAUCGGAAUUGGAUUAUAUGUUCGAUGCACGGGAAAUCGACAAAAGUCCAAUGAUGAAUUUAUUCUAGCCAAUCGCAGCAUGACAGUUUUGCCCGUUGCAUUUAGUCUUAUGGCCAGUUUCAUGUCAUCAAUUACACUAUUGGGAGUAUCCAGUGAAAUUUACAUGUUCGGUAUACAAUUUAUCGUCAUUAAUUUCGCGUACCUAAUUGCAACACCGAUUGCUGCUAAUUUAUUUCUGCCUGUGUUUUAUAAACUUCAAGCUGCAAGUGCUUAUGAGUACCUAGAAUGUCGUUUUGGGAAGCUUGCUCGUCUAUCCGCAUCUCUAGCUUACUCUCUACAAAUGAUAUUAUAUAUGGGAAUUGUCGUUUAUGCACCAGCAUUGGCUUUGGAAUCUGCGGUCGGAAUUGAUAAGGAACUGGCUAUAAUUAUUAUUGGCAUCACUGUCAUUAUUUAUUGCUGUAUUGGGGGUAUUAAGGCUGUUCUGCUUACUGAUGUGUUUCAAUCAAUAUUGAUGUUUGUGGCUGUAUUCUUAGUCAUAAUAUCGGGAAUAAACUAUGCUGGUGGUAUUGGAAAUAUAAUCGAAGAAGCAAAGAAAGGAGGUCGAUGGGAAUUGCUGAACUUUAAUCCAGAUCCAACUGAACGACAUUCUUGGUUCUCAUUAAUUAUUGGUGGAAUGUUUACUUACUUAAGUCUCUAUGCUGUGAAUCAAACUCAAGUUCAAAGGUUAAUGACGGUCAAAAGUUUAAAAGGUGCACAGCGAGCACUUUGGUGGAGUUGGCCUAUAUUAUUGUUAUUAUCAAUUACUACGUCAUUUAGUGGACUUGUUAUUUAUUAUUACUACAGGAAUUGUGAUCCAUUGCUGGCAAAAAGGAUCACAAGUCGAGAUCAAAUGAUGCCAAUUUAUAUUAUGGAUGUGCUUGGUCACAUUCCUGGAAUUACUGGAUUAUUCGUUGCUGGAGUAUUUUCAGCCACACUUAGUACUGUCUCGUCAUGCUUAAAUUCAUUGGCAGCUGUUACUUUAGAGGAUUAUUUCAAGCCUAUGUACAAAUUUGUAUCAAAAAAGGAACUGCAGGUUGAUGAAUCAAGGUCAGCAGUUCCAACUAAAAUUAUUGCAGGAAUUUAUGGCUUCAUCUGCAUUGGAACAGCAUUUUUGGCAGAAAAGUUUGGUGGCAUUUUACAAAUUUCUUUGACAAUAUUUGGUGCUGUUGGAGGUCCAUUACUGGCUUUAUUCACUUUGGGUAUGAGUUUUUUAAGUCCUAAUGAGUAUGGAUCAGUUAUUGGACUAUUUUCUGGUGUUCUCACUUCACUGGUAAUUGGAUUUGCUGACAAACCAAGAGCGAUUCCACUACAGGUCAAUCUCGAAGACUGCUCGCAAUUUAAUAUUUAUAAUUUAACUCGAAUCAUUCCACAAGCUGCAAGCACUAGAAGUAGUGAAGAGUACUUUUAUUUAUUUAGACUAAGUUAUUGGUAUACUGUCGUUAUUGGAUUUUUCAUCACAUUUUUUGUUGGAUAUUUUGCAAGCGUGAUACUUAAGGCUAUGAAUUAUCAUGGAACUGAUAAAGUUUACAUCGAUGGCAAUAAGAAUUUAAUUAAUUAUGAUUUAUUUAUGCCUCCAAUUGCGGCGCGUCUUAAGGAACAAAGAAUGAAGAAAGGGCAUUUGAUUACUAAUAUUGCUCUCGAAUCGGUUCCAAAAUUAUAA